Cercospora beticola is the source of this 326-nucleotide messenger RNA. NCBI's taxonomy places the organism in Eukaryota, Fungi, Ascomycota, Dothideomycetes, Mycosphaerellales, Mycosphaerellaceae. The record is from RefSeq and is a predicted model, not a curated record.
AUGAGCGCUCAGGACGCAACCAAGGCUGAGGAGGGCGCCGACACUCAGAUGGACACUGGCUCUUUUGACAAGGGCAAGGGCAAGGCCGCCGCCAUGAACGAGGCCAUGGACGAGGACGACUCGGAGAACAGCGAGGAAGAGUGCGAACAGGCGAGCCAGAGGACGUCGAUGAGGACAACAUGGAGGAGAUCGAUCAGGACAACAUCGUUGCAAGCCGCACUCGCGGCAAGAACAUCGACUACGCCGAGGCCGCAAAGGAGCUGCCUGAGGAGGAGGAUGAGGAUGACGACGAGGACUUCCAGGACGACGACGCCAUGGAGGAAUGA